Molecule: messenger RNA, 7577 nt
Organism: Heterocephalus glaber (naked mole-rat)
Lineage: Eukaryota; Metazoa; Chordata; Mammalia; Rodentia; Bathyergidae
Gene: Itga9
Product: integrin subunit alpha 9
Biological process (GO): integrin-mediated signaling pathway; cell adhesion mediated by integrin; cell-cell adhesion
Cellular component (GO): external side of plasma membrane; integrin complex
Molecular function (GO): integrin binding
Source: RefSeq, a predicted model, not a curated record
ACCCGGACGCAGGACGCCGCUGCUCGCUGCCCGCUGUGCUGCUCGGCUCACGCGUCCCGCCGGAGCCCGAGCGCACAGCCCGCGCCUCGCGAGCCUCGCGGGGCCGAGGGAGGGCGGCUGCCGGCCGGGGAUGGGCGCCGGGGGGCUCUGCGUGCUGCUCCUGGCACUGGUGGCCGCGGGGACCCCGGCGGGCUCCUACAACCUCGACCCGCAGCUCCCUGUGCGCUUCCAGGGCCCCGCCGGCUCCUUCUUCGGCUACGCGGUGCUGGAGCAUUUCCACGACAACACGCGCUGGGUCCUCGUGGGUGCACCAAAGGCAGAUUCCAAAUACAGCACUUCAGUUAAGUCCCCUGGGGCUGUGUUUAAGUGCCGUGUACAUACCAACCCUGACCGGAGAUGCACCGAACUGGACAUGGCUCGAGGGAAGAAUCGGGGUACGUCCUGUGGAAAGACCUGUCGAGAAGACCGGGAUGAUGAGUGGAUGGGGGUGAGCCUGGCCCGGCAGCCCGGUGUGGAUGGCCGAGUGUUGGCCUGUGCCCACCGAUGGAAGAACAUCUACUAUGAAACAGAUCAUAUCUUACCUCAUGGCUUCUGUUACAUCAUCCCACCCAACCUCCAGGCCAAAGGCAGGACGCUGAUCCCUUGCUAUGAAGAGUACAAGAAGAAGUAUGGCGAGGAACAUGGCUCCUGCCAGGCGGGGAUAGCAGGCUUCUUCACUGAGGAGCUGGUGGUGAUGGGUGCUCCAGGGUCAUUCUAUUGGGCUGGGACUGUCAAAGUGCUGAACCUCACAGACAACACCUAUUUUAAACUGAACGAUGAAGCAAUCAUGAAUAGGAGGUAUACCUACCUGGGUUACUCAGUGACCGCUGGCCACUUCUCUCACCCAUCCAGCACUGACGUGGUUGGAGGUGCCCCCCAGGAUGAAGGCAUCGGAAAGGUUUAUAUAUUCAGAGCUGACCGAAGAUCAGGCACAUUAAUUAAGAUUUUUCAGGCAUCAGGUAAAAAGAUGGGCUCUUACUUCGGCUCCUCCUUAUGCGCAGUUGACCUGAACAGGGAUGGCCUUUCUGACCUGCUAGUGGGUGCCCCCAUGUUUUCUGAGAUCAGAGAUGAGGGGCAGGUCACUGUAUACAUCAACAGAGGAAACGGAGCCCUUGAGGAGCAGCUUGCCCUGACUGGGGAUAGGGCCUACAAUGCGCACUUUGGGGAGAGCAUCGCCAGCCUGGGGGAUCUUGACAAUGAUGGCUUCUCAGAUGUGGCCAUUGGUGCACCUGAAGAGGACGACUUUGCGGGGGCAGUCUAUAUCUAUCAUGGCGAUGCCGGUGGGGUGGUCCCCCAGUACUCAAUGAAAUUGUCUGGGCGGAGGAUAAACCCAGUCCUGCGGAUGUUCGGGCAGUCCAUAUCAGGAGGCAUUGAUAUGGAUGGAAAUGGCUAUCCUGAUGUCACCAUUGGUGCCUUCAUGUCCAACAGCGUGGUUCUUCUAAGGGCCAGAGCUGUCAUUACGGUGGAUGUCUCCAUCUUCCUCCCAGCCUCCAUCAACAUCACAGCACCUCAGUGUCAUGAUGGACAGCAGCCUAUAAACUGCCUGAAUGUCACUGUCUGCUUUAGGUUCCAUGGCAAACAUGUUCCAGGAGAAAUCGGCCUGAACUACGUUCUUACAGCUGAUGUGGCCAAAAAGGAGAAGGGCCAGCUGCCUAGGGUCUACUUUGUGUUGCUGGGAGAGACUGUUGGCCAGGUCUUGGAGAAGCUGCAGCUGGCCCACAUGGAGGAGCUGUGUCAUCACUACGUGGCCCACGUGAAGCGGAGGGUGCAGGAUGUCAUCAGCCCCAUCGUGUUUGAAGCUGCCUACAGCCUUGGAACACAUGUGACUGGUGAGGAGGAGAGAGAGCUGCCAGCUCUGACACCAGUUCUACGCUGGAAGAAGGGACAAAAGAUUGCCCAAAAGAAUCUGACUGUCUUUGAAAGAAAUUGCCAAUCUGAGGAUUGUGCCGCUGACCUGCAGCUUCGGGGUAAACUGUUGCUCUCCAGUAUUGAUGAGAAAACCCCCUAUCUAGCUUUGGGAGCUGUGAAGAAUAUCUCCCUAAACAUCUCCAUUUCCAACCUUGGGGACGAUGCGUAUGAUGCCAAUGUAUCCUUCAAUGUGUCCCGGGAGCUCUUCUUCAUCAACAUGUGGCAGAAGGAGGAAAUGGGCAUCUCCUGUGAGCUGUUGGAAUCAGACUUCCUCAAAUGCAGCGUGGGAUUUCCUUUCAUGAGGUCAAAGUCGAAGUAUGAUUUCAGCGUAAUCUUUGAUACAAGCCACCUGUCUGGGGAAGAGGAAGUUCUCAGCUUCAUCAUUACAGCUCAGAGUGGCAAUGUGGAGCGAUCUGAAGCCCUGCUUGACAACACUCUCAUACUGACGGUGCCUCUGGUGCAUGAAGUGGACACAUCCAUCACUGGAAUUGUGUCUCCGACUUCAUUUGUGUAUGGUGAGUCUGUGGAUGCAUCCAACUUCAUUCAGCUGGAUGACCUGGAGUGUCAUUUUCAACCCCUCAACCUAACCAUUCAGGUCUAUAACACUGGCCCGAGCACCCUUCCUGGAUCAUCUGUCAGCAUUUCAUUCCCUAACCGACUGUCACCUGGUGGUGCGGAGAUGUUUCAGGUCCAGAAGAUGGUGGUGGGCCAGGAGAAGGGAAACUGCUCGUUCCAGAAAAACCCAACCCCCUGCAUCAUCCCUCAAGAACAAGAAAAUAUCUUCCACACCAUCUUUGCUUUUUUCACAAAGUCUGGAAGAAAAGUCUUGGACUGUGAAAAUCCAGGAAUGUCUUGCCUAGCAAUACACUGUAACCUUAGUGCUCUCACUAAAGAAGAAAGUCGUACAAUAGAUGUUUACAUGCUGCUGAACACAGAAAUAUUGAAGGAGGACAGUUCAUCUGUCAUCCAGUUCAUGGCUCGAGCCAAGGUGAAGGUGGACCCUGCCCUGCAGGUGGUGGAAAUAGCCAAUGGGAACCCAGAAGAAAUGACGGUGGUCUUUGAGGCCUUGCACAAUCUGGAGCCCCGAGGCUAUGUUGUGGGAUGGAUCAUCGCCAUAAGUUUGCUGGUGGGAAUCCUCAUCUUCCUGCUGCUAGCAGUGCUUCUGUGGAAGAUGGGCUUCUUUCGCCGAAGGUACAAAGAAAUUAUUGAAGCUGAGAAGAACCGGAAAGAGAAUGAAGAGAGUUGGGACUGGGUCCAGAAAAACCAGUGACCUGCCACACCAGUCACAUGACCCAAUCACUAGCCUGUUAUCCUUGAUCUUUGUAUCUUCCAUAUUUGGAAGAAAAGAAUCUUCUCCAGAUUUUUCGGAGGCCCCACAGAUGCUGUUCUCCUUCUCAUUCUUUCAAGCCCGGGUGCCAGCCUGAGGCCACCACUUCCACUGGCCAGGUCACAUGACCAGAGCCGCCACCACUUCCUUUUAAAGAGAACUCUGAACUUCAGAAAGCAAGCUACAGAGCCAAGCAAUAUUUAUGGAUGCAAGAUGCGUGGUCAACCCUCAGGGGAAAACUGUUACCUAAAAGUAUUUUUAUAAAUAUAAGCCUUUUAUACUGAUCAUGUCUUUAUAUUUGUAUCAAUGAUUUAUUUCUAUUAAAUAGUUAUAUAAUUCACUCAAGCACUGAUAUCUGGCCUGAAAUCUUGGAAAUACAUGUACUCAUACACCAAUUUUAAAGGAUAAAAAUCUUGUACUUUGGAACUUUCUGUUCAAAAAAGACUUGCAGAUAAAAUAAGCUGAAGAUACUUCAUGAAAUGAAUCCACCAUGCUGGCAGUGCCACAGAUAAACUAGAUAUAACAAAACUGCAAAGAAAUUUCACAUUUUUAUUGCCUGGAGUCAAAUAUGGAGUCAUAUACUAAGGAACCCUUAAGUGUUUUUUCAUAUGUACCUUUCAUUGGAAGAUUCCCAACAAGAAUUUUGAAUGGAGACCCUGAUUCUUAGCAACAAGUCUGCUCUGCAUCACCUUUAUGCAGCAUACAUCUCACACUCCUUCUACUUGAGUUGACAGAUGAAGGCUUGGAGCAAUGCCACAUGGUCAUCUGGUAAACGUCAGGCAUCUCAUCCUGGACACCACAGAUCAGCGUUCAUACCCCACAAAGACUAAACCAGCGCCUCAGUCUCCCCCACCCAGCCCCGCAAAGACUGUCUAAAUGCUGUGUGAGGCACUGCCUUUUCAUGGUACUUCAAUUCAGAGGUCUCCAUUUCCCUUACCAUUCUUGUUGUGCCCAAUGUGUGGUAAUUGCAAAUUUCUUCCUAGAGAUGACUAUCUAACCUGUCUUUUUAAAUUAUUCUUAUUUUUUAAAGUGUUUUAGGUAUGAUUCCCAGGAAGCAGUCCCUGAAACAAGGAUUUGUGUGCCUGAAAAUUAUUAAAGAAGUAUUUACCAGGGGAUACCAGUAAGAGAGUAGGAGAAGCAGGUCAAGAAAAGGGAGGAAAUCAGGCAAAGAUGCCCAUUUCAGGGAAAGUCCCACCAAGGGUGGCUUCAGCCUGAUUACCUUUGAGGGUAAAUUAUGUCUUGGAGUUGUCACAGCCUGAGGCAAGGGAGCUGGGCUUUCAUAUUCCCACACCCAGGGGAGAUAUAAACUCUCUGCUCUCCAUUCCUGCUGGCAAUAUGGCUCUCCUCUACAGGAGAGCAACCCCAACCUGAGAGACACAGAAACAAUGCAAAAGAAAUGAUGCAUAGAGAUUUAGGCAGAGCACUGAUGCCCCUCUCCCCCUUCCACCCCCUGCAAGUAUGAAUGCUGAGUUAUAGCCUUCAUUAUUCAAGCUCUCUAUUUGACAUUACUGAGUGUCAGACAUACAGUGCUGCCCAGUGCUGAAUGCAGUGUGAUUUUCUAAAAGAGUGAUGAGGUGAUGGAUGUAGCAUGCUCAGCACUGCAUCUGGCCCUUCGUAAACACUCAAUAACAGUUAACAGCUACAGCUGCUAUUCCACUGCUGGGUAACCAUCAGAAGACAUGGGGCCAAGCUCAGAAUCUGACAUAGAGUCCGUUUUUUUGGGGGGGGGGCCGGUACUGGGGUUCGAACUCAGAUCCUUGCGCUUGCGCAGCAGGCAGCGAAACCACUGAGCUAAAUCCCCAGCCCCUGACAUAGAGUCAAUACCUUAUUGUAGCUUGCUAAAGUCCCAGCUACAUACAGAUGGCAUCAAAUGGGAAUGGAACAAUAUACACAACAAGAAUCUUUCUUUUAAUGUCUUGUUUACUGGUCACUAACAUGUUGGAUGUCUGGGAACAUUAUUGGAAAGACACAGAAUUCAACCUCAAGGGACACAGAUUCUCUACACACAUACUUGGCUAAUACCUGCAAGUGUAUCUAAAAUCUUGGUAAAAUUAUGAAGGUGCUGGGUAGGUGCAAACUUGGCAUGAAGGACACAUCUUUUGGUUUAUGCAACUGACUCUUCUGCAAGAAGGUAAUAAAUAUAUCCUGCUUCCAACCUUGGUGAACAUGGAAAUGGACAACAAAGACAUGAUCUAAGCUAAUCCUAGAAGUCAGGGGUAUGGAAGCAUAGGAGUCACUACAGUGCAGGAUCAGGCAAAGAAACAAGUUCUCACCCAGUUUGUUUAUGAGUUUUAUCAAAAGCAAUAAGAAACACAUACCCCAUUGGGGCCCCAAUGUGUGUCAAGCACUGGGCAGGUCCCAGGGAUUCCCAGAGAACACUACUGGCACAGUGUGCCUCCAGGUGGCAAGCCCUCGCGUGAUGGGUAUACAGUGUGGGUUCCUUUAUGGGACUCCACUUAUAUCCUUUCUUUGGUGAAGUCCUGUUAAUAAUGUAAUGUUUUCCCUUAGUAAAUCAUUCAGGAUUCUUAGGUGGUAGACUAGGACAGCUCCUUCAGCAGCUUUGUCCAAAUGCAUUGAUCACCAGUAACCUGCUUCCUUCAAGGAGUGCAGAUACAUGGGUGACAGUGUAGAAGGCCCACAGUUCUGCCAGCAACAAAGCCACCCCCACUGAGAGCAGGGUGGAUUCUAAAUGGUAAAUCAUGUGAGUAGUCACUUACCCAGGAGGUCACUAAGACUACAAGACAGUUUUUAAGAAAACUCUACUUGACAUCACAAGAAGAUACUAGAAACCACCCCAGGAACCUAUCUGAGGAAGAGCAGUGUCUCUGCUUAUCUAACCCUGCUGAGUAGCAGAUGAACCUUAAGGGACAGGGAGUAGCCUUUUAGCACAGAGGUGGAGGAAGAAGUUGAGCAUAUUGAGGGAGCUCUCUCAACUUGGGCAGUUCACCAGCUCAAUCUCAGAAGCCCUCUAGGUUCUCAGAAGAAGCAGACAGGGUAGGCCACUGUGUCUAUGUUCUCUCUCUAGAGUAUGCUUUUAAAAUUCCCCCUUUUUCAAAAACAAUUCCCUUAUUCUUAGUUAUGUAGGACUCAAGAGAGUGUGGAACAUCCCCAAGUGAGCCUUGGGCCUGUCACCAAGAAGAGGCCAUGAAGCUCAGAAGCAAAGGGACACUAGGAGUAGGGAUCAGGACCCACCAAGUUUGUGGUAACUGACAGGCAUACAUCCUGAAUCUUAGUGGGGAGGGGGCAGCACUUCAGUAGACCUCUCUCAGCAUCCCAGUGUUCAGAGACUUGGCAAACUAGAAAACCCAGGAGAGAAUCCUCCAAGAAAUUAUGAGUAGCCUCUAGUCCUUGAGCCAAAGGCAAGGGAGUUAAUAAAUGCAGCACCCCUCCGGGACACCUGAGGCCUGUCCUCUGUGUGUGCGGAAAUACAGCAGAUCUCCAGUGGCCAUGCAUGCUGUGUGCUCCUGAUUACCCCCAGCAUGGUGGGUCUUGAAAUGUUACAACUUUUACUUUUGGAUUAGGCAUUAUGACUAAGUGAACACAGUUACACUGGUUACCUAUGAAAUGUACACUUGGUGAAAUGUAUGCUUGACUCCCAACUUCCCAGAAUUUAGAGGAGCUGCAGAGAAUUGUCAUGGGGUAAGAGAUGUUAAGCUAGGAUGUAGCUCAUUACUAGAGUGCUUGUGUGCAAGGGUGUGUGGGUUCAAUCCUCAGCACCACAAAUUUCUGUUAUUUGGGGGAAAUGGCCCUUUAGUGGACAAAAGCAGAAGGUGCUCCAAGUAGAAAUGAUGCAAAUAUGCAGAAUUUUAGUUGUUUUGUUUUGAUAAUAAUAUAGGGUAGUAAUAUGCACAGUGAAGAAUAUUUUCUGAAAUAAAGAAUGGCAGAAGGAAGGAUACAGAGCCAGUAUGGCCAAAGUGAACCUAGAAUGUCUUCUGAUUUUUCAGCACAUAAACACAUUUCCCAAGACAGUGCAAUGUUUUAUAGCACACUGAUCUAGAUUUCAAACAUUUUAAGGUAUUUUGUUGUGUUGUGUUAAUUCUAACAUGCAUGGUGUGAUGGCAGCAUGAGUUUAAAAGCUUUAGGAGUGAGGAAUGGCAUGGCAGGCACCCACACUCGCUGCACCUCCAGGCUUCACUGAGGCAUCUUGUACACUUCUGCUGAGGACUUCACAUGGGAGGGGUGUUCCUCCUCGUGAUGUCACAUGGAGUAAAGUCUAUGCAGUCACUUCUAAUUCACUUGCACUCUUUGGGAAAUGCCAGGUUUACAAAAAUACAUGUUUAGAAUAAAAAAUGGCUGCAAAUGA